AUGUCUCGAGCAAUUCCCUCGCCCGCGCCGAAGGAGCUGGAAACGACCGCAGACGGGAAUAAGCCGACUUCCACCAAAGUCAAUAUCAAACUUCGAUUUCUGUCCGAGUAUUGCUCGAUCUCCGGAAACCCUCUAUGUUUCUUACAUUUCACACUCAAAGCCGCGGAAGACGCCAGGAUCAGUGUGAAUCGAAGACGUCCAAUCGUUGAAUUCCUCGAGGUCAAGGACGACCAUGUCCCUGGUGGAUUACCACUCCUUUCAUUCUAUGACGCUGCCAGUGCCUUCUGGGAGGCGGAGCAAGGCGAAAGUCUCGGUCUUGCAGGUCAUGCUGAGCUUAUCACUCAGCGUCGUGGUGAUACCGUCGAACAGGGUCGGAUAUUUCAGAUCACCGACCAGGUGGACAUUAUGGCAACAGCUCAGCAUCGAAGGAUGGAAGACCUCCGCCACCAACCCGGAGAAGUACCUGCCCGUGCAAUUCCACCUCAGCCUUUCAAUCUGUCCAAUGCUGAGGGAGCUGUCCUCUUUCAUCAGAGACUUUGGGUCUCAGAGACGGCUCAGAGAGACAUGGGGCGUAUCCUUGAUGCGCAGACUGGCGCAGAGCACGACAAGAGGUCUCUCCAAGACGAGAUUCUGCUCUCUGUGGCGCGCAACAGACUAUUGCCAACCGACCUUGUUGCUGCCAUUGACGAAUGGAUGAAGCUCGGAGGCGUACCACUCGUACCACAACCUAGGAGACGACGCCGUUUGGGGAUCCGCUCUUCGUACCUAACGGAUGGCGGAUAUAGAGCUCAGAACGUCAACCAACCUCCUCGUGUAUCACAUGGCUCUCUAGAGAUAUUCUCCAAUGAUCAGCAGCCUAUCUCUCUGUCGCGGGAAGACAGAGUAGCUGUCAUGAGACAAGCUCGUCCUCCCCUUCAAGACCAUGUACGACGAGCAGAGAUUCAAGACGCUGGUGCUCGGCGGGAGUACUUCACAGGUAGUCGUCGAGGCUAUCUACUCGACGACCGGAGAAAAGACAAUCAACCAGCUUCUCCUAACUGUCCUGAUCCAUCGAAACUCUGGCUCGAAUACGUUAGGGGAGGUUUUCUCAAGACUCAAUUCUUCCCGUCCGAGAUGUGGACUAUCUCAGGUCAAGUACGAAAGAGAGCCUUGCCUUUCCGCUGGCAUGACGACGAGGAAGAAAACCAGCUUGAGGGACCUCACAGCAGAACCAGACAGGAUAUAGAAUUCGACUGGUCCAACAAAACCCACGUCAGUCGCCUCAACAGAUGGCGCUCGCAGCGACAAUUCAUGAUCACUGGCAAGAGCAAGAAAGAUCAAAGAUCGUACCCUUUCAACAAGUACGAAAACCAGUGGUUGACCGAGCAAGAUGCCAUGCACAUUGAGGAGCAGUUCUACCACGAGGCAGGCCAGAACGCCUUGGACGACGAGAUCACCAACCGGCGCAAAUGGGACCGGGCAAUGGAGAAGUUCUCCGACUUCAAAAAAUUCCCGAUCCGGCUCACCAAGUCCGAGAUGCAGGAUCUCACAGAGCGCUUCAACGCCACAUUUGCAGGGAAACGGUACUAUCAAAAGAAAAUCACCCGCGAGUUCAAUGGCAUGAAGGACUAUCCCACCGUGGUGACUAAGGACAUGUCACAGGUGGGGUUUGUUCCUCGUCCAGCCCGGAGUGAAAUCGUCAUCGCAAUGCAGCGUCGAAGGCUGAAGGCAUCUGCCAAGCGGUACCUCAUCACACUCAACAUGCCGAAGGAGGCAGACAAGGAUAAGUUCUAUGAUGAGUUGAGCAGCGAGGAUGACUCGGACUUUGCGAGUGAUCGUUGA
Exophiala bonariae is the source of this 1821-nucleotide messenger RNA. RefSeq lists its product as uncharacterized. The transcript is spliced from 3 exons. The record is from RefSeq and is a predicted model, not a curated record. The coding region runs from base 1 to 1821 and encodes 606 amino acids. Lineage: Eukaryota; Fungi; Ascomycota; Eurotiomycetes; Chaetothyriales; Herpotrichiellaceae.